UUGAAUGGCUAGGUUUUCUCGUUGAGGUUGGUGGUGGAAAAGGAUUUAUGGUUGCGACUUCAUAGAGUCUCAUCCGAUGCCGUCAUGAGCGAGGAAAACAAGGCAGAAAAUACGAAUCAGCCGAUCUCGGCAAUGGAUUCUCCAACAAGAGAGGACGGUGUUCAGACUGGCGAGGGCAGAGUCAGCUUCAAAAGCAACAUUGACGAUAUCUUGUUCUCUGAUGAAAGUCCAUCGUCGCCGAGCUCCGCUGGAGGAGCUGGAGAUGUUGCAAUUGACGGCUUCAAAUCCACUUCUUCAUUGGUAAACCGAAUUUUGAAUGAAGACGAAUCUCAAUCCGAGUCAAUGUCGAUUACUGGAGAAUCCCCAGGAACUCCCUCUCGUAGGGUACGAUCCGUUCAGUUCGCUCUGGAUGCACCGAGCGUAGCGUCAAAUUUGGACGACGCUACGGAGGAGCAGCUUCUGAAGCGCAUUGCCAAGAUGCAAGACAUCAUCACUCAGACCCAAAUUGACUGGUCGGGGGAAAAGGCACUCCGGAAACGCAAAGAUAAGAAUCUAGUCAAGCUUGCGAAAGAAUUGCAGAAACGAGCAACGGAUCUGGAGGUAAAAGACAAACAGAUAGCCAAGAUGACGUCUAUGGUCAAUAACAUUUCCGACCAGUACAAGCUUGCGGAUACGAACCUAACCCGGUCGGAAGGAAAGUAUCGAGCUGCCAUGAUGGAGGUGGAAGCGCGCUUUGCCAAUGUUCAAAUGCAGCACCGAUCAACAUGUAAUGAUUUGGAGCAACGAUACCGAACUGCAUGCGC
Molecule: messenger RNA, 803 nt
Organism: Phaeodactylum tricornutum CCAP 1055/1
Lineage: Eukaryota; Bacillariophyta; Bacillariophyceae; Surirellales; Neidiaceae
Exons: 2
Biological process (GO): multicellular organism development
Cellular component (GO): extracellular region
Molecular function (GO): hormone activity
Source: RefSeq, a predicted model, not a curated record